AUCUGAUGAUGUCUUCAAUGACACAUCAUUGCACCUGUUUCAUAUUUCAAAUCUAAAGGACCUUCCUAUAACAGUUUGGACCAAAAACCCAGAGCCUUCACUUGACCCAGAUGAUGAGGAAAUGACAUUAUAAUAGAAGACAUGAGGUCUAUACUCUGCAAGAUUGGGAAGAUGGAUUUGAUCAAUUAAUUCAUUUAAUUUUUAUAGCUCAUAGCUCAUGAUUGAUUAGCCACGCCCAGUUAUAAAUAAAAAUCACCUUAAAAAUGCUGACAAGUUGUUACUGAUUUCAUCAGGCAAACUGAGGCGUAUUACUUUACUUCAGAUUAUUUCUCUUUCUCUCUACUUACAAAAAUGCUUCGAGUUUUCCUCGUCCCACAAGGACAAUCACUUUCAGAAGACUUGCCUCCAACAGAAAAUGUGUCUGCCUUACAGGCGUCAUUGGCCCACCAGUCAAAAGUGACAAGCAAAGAUGUUAUAUUACUCACUGGCAAAGGACAGUUAUUAGAGGCUCACGAGAUUCUGGGUCAUUAUGAUGGAGGAACAGAGGAGAGACCGUUUUUUGUCUAUUUUCGUCCCGGCAUCAGUCCAAAAUUAAAAGAUGACAGUACAUUUAAGAGAAACGUUCAUUUGGAACAGAAGCUAUCUCGAAUAUCUGCCUCUCCAUCUUUUGGAAUGUUAAGGCAGCAGACGGAGCUGGCACAAGAGUUUUCUAGAGAAGGGUCAAAGCUAAUAACUACUUCAUUAGAACUACAAGCAAGCAGACGAUUAUUAUGGUCAGGCUGGCUAGCAUUAUUACAGAAUUUCUCUUCAAUGCAAAAGACAUUUAGUAAGCACCAAAAAAAUUUAGAUGUAGUCCUUUUAAAUUUUAAAGAGUCUCUUAAUGGAUUUGAGAUGCUAAUAGAAAAGACACCAGAGCAACUGGAAUUAUUAAAGAAAGUCUCUCUUCCUUCAUUUAUGGAUAGGAGUGUGUUUGGUGAAGAAACACAUACACUGUACAACUGGAUUAACUUGCAGGAUGAACACAGUAGCCUUGAGGAACUACUGAAAGAAUGUCAAACAGCACUGCAGCAGGUUGAUGUGAAAAUGUUAGAUGAGCUGAAGCAAACAGCAUCUAGACUAACAGGAUUAGCUGAUGAUUUAUAUCAAAGAGAAACACAAGAGAGAAUUUCACUACAAGUGAAAGAUUUGAGUCACAUUAGUAAUGAGCAAAAAUCAACAUCACAAAGCCUUCAUGCAACUGUACAGAAAGGAUUAAAUAGUGGAGAUGCUGGCACGCUGGCAAGCAUCAGUUUGAGCAACUGUCAACUCCUCAAACUUAUGAACUCAAAUCACCAAAAACUCGAAAACUCGGUCUGCGAGCUAAAUGAGGAAAGAAAUGCUAUGAGAGAGAGGAUUAGAUCUGGCCUCCAGUCAUUGGCAGAGCUACAGCAAGAGAUGACAAAAAUAGAUUCAAAACUUCAGCUUUAUUCGGGUCAAAUUCAGCUUCUUAGAAGAAAGUUUGAAGUCCUUGAGCAGAUAUGUGCUGCACCUGAUAUGCUGUCUUGCAUAUUGGAGGAGAUCCAACUAAGAAAAAUGUUUAAAAAAUAUUUUGUUGAAGAAGGAGAAAAGGUAUUCCAGAGAUUUGAGGCACUUAGACAGAAAGAGAAGAUUAGGAGACAACAAUUCUUUGACAAAUGUGGACAACAUUUUGUUUUUUCGUUAUUCCCAUCAUUUACAGAUAGACUGCCUCGCCUCAUUAAUUCUGUACCUAAAAAAUUUGAUGAAGAUAUUUGCUCUCUUCCUACUGAAGACUUAAAUGGGUUACUUGGUGCAUUCGCACCUCUUAAUGAGGAAUUUAUCAAGGAAGAUCUUUGUUUGACUUCUACAACUGGUACUCAGACUGAAGGUGAAGAUACAUGUAUUGAUAAUAAGAGGAUCCAUAACUUGCUGAGGGAUCAAUCUGUACAGACUCGAACCCAUAUCUUGAGAGAGACUGAAACCCAAACCAUCAGAACCAGUCUCAGUCCGGUAAUAGACAUGGGGUCUCAAACGCCUAUUAAUGUUGGUCAAGAUGCAAGCACACAAGUUGUAUUGAUGGUUCAUAAUUCUAGCACUGAAAUCAGUGAGGAGCUUAGAUUGUUACAUUGCAAUGCUUGUACUCAGACAGAAUAUAAAAAUGAUUGUUUUAACUCAAAGAAUGUUGGAGUAGAGACUGAAGUAAGCUUAAGGAGAGCUGAUCAAAAGUUAAGAAUUAUUAGUGAAGGAUGUGAUAAAUCUGUUCAAGCUGGUGCAGCAACAUCUGAAUUUAAAAUGCAGUUUUCACCAUUGGUAUUAACAGCAAAUACUCAGACUAGAACCAAUUCAACUACAAAUAGUUACAGUCAGGCUGGCUCUGGUUGUAUUAUUCCUUUUGAUGCUCAGACACAAACUAAUUUACUUUUUAAACCAAUAUUUACUGACAAGCGUUCUCAAACUGACCCCACCAUUAUGCACAGCCAAUCUACUCAAUCAGAUAUUGUAACUCGCAUCACUCCAGACCCUAGAACUUCAGAUAUUGAGUUAAGUUUGAAUCCACCGAUUGCAAGUAUUGGAGCUGAUUUCCAGGGACAGGUAGUGGCUCUUAAAGCGGCUGUUGAGGGGCUCCAGAAGCAACUGUUCCUUGAGAGAGAGGAGCAUAAGCAGCGGGAAUCAGAGCUUGAAAGAGACUAUAAGCGAAUGAGAAAAUCAAUGUAUGAUAGUCAAAGUUUACCAAAUGUUAUUACAGUCACAAAUUUAAAAGUUGGAGAUUUUGCGUUAUUUUUGAAAGACUCUCGCGGAAACCUUUUAGCUCUUUCGUUUGAUGAUAGGAUAUAUUACCUUAGCCAUGUCUCAGCUGAGAAAUUUAUUGAUGACAUCAGCAAAAGAAGUUUUAUUCCAUUAAAACGUAACAUUUAUUAUGGGUGUAUCACCGAGAAGGUAUUAGUUCAAGUCCAAAAGGAAAUGAACAGAUUGCAAGUCCCAGUUGGUCAGAGGUUAUACAAACUCUCAGCUAGAGAGAUAACAUUUAGUGAAAUCGCUUAGUAGCUUAUAAAUGUUAUAUAUAAUAAUUUUUAUUGAGUUUGCACUAUAAAUCAUGUAUAUAGAAA
This is a messenger RNA of Amphimedon queenslandica, 3104 nucleotides long. RefSeq names its product putative leucine-rich repeat-containing protein DDB_G0290503. Gene Ontology annotation, molecular function: molecular adaptor activity; protein kinase binding. The record is from RefSeq and is a predicted model, not a curated record. The transcript has 18 exons. Gene Ontology annotation, cellular component: phagophore assembly site membrane; Atg1/ULK1 kinase complex. The coding region runs from base 352 to 3039 and encodes 895 amino acids. Lineage: Eukaryota; Metazoa; Porifera; Demospongiae; Haplosclerida; Niphatidae. Gene Ontology annotation, biological process: autophagy of mitochondrion; autophagosome assembly; piecemeal microautophagy of the nucleus.